UGCGUCGACGGAGAAGGAGGACCUGCGCCACAAACAGGCCAUGUGCAAUUUCCCUGUUUCGUCCUAAGAACGUCCUCUUGCUCAGCGCCAUCGCCACGGAGGAGCUACCUGGCUUGUGACAAAUGGUACCUGAGGAAGGCGAAGAGAAUGUCGGGCGUAGAGAUCAAGCAGGUGGCGCCUUCCGUAGGGCUGGGCGAGGGCCCCUACUGGUCGCAGGAGGACAAGGCGCUCCUCUUCGUGGACAUCGUCAACGGCGACGUCCACAGGCUGUUCCUGGAGACGGGGAGGCAUCAGGUUCUCCACGUCGAGGCAGACGAGUCGGGCGCCAGCGUGUCCCUGGUAAUCCCCGUGGAGGGCGACCGCGACCUGUUCCUGGUGGGUCUUGGCCGCUCCUUGGCCGUCGUCAGGUGGGCGGUCUCGGACCCGGACCGACACGCGGUGAAGGCCGAGGCCGUCCUGCACACCGUCGACCCCCAGAGCCCCACGAACCGCUUCAACGACGGCAAGUGCGACCCCCAAGGACGCCUCUGGGCAGGCACGAUGGGGUUCGAAUCGACACCCGGCGAACCUCGGCUUCACCAGGGGUCGCUCUUCCGCCUCGGCCACGACCUCCAGCUCUCCCACAUGGUCGACAAGAUCUCGAUAGCGAACGGCCUGGCUUGGAGUCACGACAAGAAGACUUUUUACUACAUUGAUUCCUGUACAUACUGCGUCGAGGCCUUUGAUUACGACGACAACACUGGCAGUAUUUCCAACCGGCGCCCGGUCCUCGGGUACAAGGCGGCGGGACUGCAGAAGGACAUCCCCGACGGCAUGUGCAUCGACGAGGCGGGAAACCUGUGGGUCGCCAACUUCUACGGGAAAAAGGUGAUCUGCGUCGACCCCCACGCCGGCAAGAUCCUCCGCACGGUGGAGCUCCCCGCCCAGCUGACCACGUCCGUGUGCUGGGGCGGCCCCGACUACAGCACCCUCUUCGUCACGUCCGCGAGGACCGGCCUGACGGAGGAACAGCUGGCUGCUGAGCCGGGCGAGGGAGGGACCUUCGCCAUCACGGGCCUGGGGGCGAGAGGCGUUCCCCCCACCAAGUUCAAGGCUGACAUGAGUCUGCUGAGGGCGAAACUCGCCAAAUAAAUGGGAUUGGUCUUGACUAGUGCACAAGGCGGAAUGUAAAUAGUGAAAAUAGGUCUAUUUUUGCUUCUGCCAGCCAACGCUUUAUUUGGAAUAAAUGGCAUGUUGCGGCAUCUUCGGAAUAUGUUUUAAGAAACUUGUAAACAGUUGUAAAAUAAAUGCUCUGUUGAGGUC
Molecule: messenger RNA, 1302 nt
Organism: Penaeus vannamei (Pacific white shrimp)
Lineage: Eukaryota; Metazoa; Arthropoda; Malacostraca; Decapoda; Penaeidae
Source: RefSeq, a predicted model, not a curated record